Aureobasidium namibiae CBS 147.97 is the source of this 957-nucleotide messenger RNA. Its product is annotated as Arabinanase/levansucrase/invertase. NCBI's taxonomy places the organism in Eukaryota, Fungi, Ascomycota, Dothideomycetes, Dothideales, Saccotheciaceae. The transcript is spliced from 2 exons. Bases 1 to 957 code for a protein of 318 amino acids. Gene Ontology annotation, molecular function: hydrolase activity, hydrolyzing O-glycosyl compounds. Gene Ontology annotation, biological process: carbohydrate metabolic process. The record is from RefSeq and is a predicted model, not a curated record.
AUGUUGAGCACAACUUUGACUCUGCUGGUAACAGCACUACUGUCCUCAGCAGCUCCAGUCGAAAAACGCUCAACGAGUGGUGCUGUUAUCACGGUCGACUUCCCAGAUCCAGCACUUGUUAGUGUUAACAACAAGUGGUGGGCGUUCGGAACCCAGUCUCUCUAUGACAACAAGCAAAUACACAUUCAGGUUGCUUCUUCUUCUGACUUCAACUCUUGGUCUCUCCACAAUGGUCAAGAUGCCUUGCCAAACUUGCCUGGCUGGGUAGACCAGAGUAACCCUUUGGUGUGGGCUCCUGAUAUCAUGCAUCUGGACGAUGGGACUUUUGUGAUGUACUUCAGUGCCACUACCAACAUCGGUGGUAAUGGAAACUACCACUGCAUAGGCACAGCUACCAGCUCCAAUGUUGAAGGUCCCUACACUCCAUCACCAAACCCAUGGUACUGCCCCGUCAAUCAGGGUGGCGCUAUUGAUGCGGCAGGCUUCCGAGAUGCAGAUGGCACCUGGUACAUAACCUACAAGAUCGACGGCAACGCCAUGGGCAACGGAGGCAUUUGCAACAAUGGCAAUGCUCCUAUUGUCAACACACCCAUCAUGAUCCAGAAGGUCGGAGCAGAUGGCAUGAGCAAGCAAGGCAGUCCUUCAACCAUCAUGAACCUUCAAGCCUCGGAUGGUCCCGAUAUUGAAGCCCCUGCCAUGAUCAGAAGAGAAACCACAUAUAUACUUAUGUUCAGCUCUCACUGUUACAGCACAAACAGCUACGACACACUAUACGCAACCAGCAAUUCGCCCACGGGAGGCUUUGUUCGAGGAGGAAGCCUUGUGGGUGGUGGAAGAGGUGGCAUGGAUGCUUCAUUGGAUGCCACUCAUGUUGCCUUCCAUGGACUGCAGAGUGAUGGACGCAGGUUCAUGUACACUGGCAUCCUGAACAUCAACGGCAAUACUGUUACGAUCUAG